This is a messenger RNA of Cyprinus carpio (common carp), 2489 nucleotides long. Its product is annotated as nucleosome assembly protein 1-like 1. The record is from RefSeq and is a predicted model, not a curated record. Gene Ontology annotation, molecular function: histone binding; chromatin binding. Gene Ontology annotation, biological process: nucleosome assembly. Gene Ontology annotation, cellular component: nucleus; chromatin. NCBI's taxonomy places the organism in Eukaryota, Metazoa, Chordata, Actinopteri, Cypriniformes, Cyprinidae.
ACCUUGUGUUACGUGCUGACGCCAGAUGUAUAUGAGCGCACGCGGCGGGAUCUCUUUCCCUUUUAGCGCCAUCAGAGCGGGAGACUCGCGCUGUUCACUGCGCAGCAGCACCGCCUCAGACGGACCUCUGCACAUCGGGCUCUCGGAAACAAAACGUUGAAACAACAUGGCAGAUCUUGACAAUAAAGACCAGGCUGAAAUGGACCCAGCAGAUAUGGAGGAUGUUGAAGAGGUGGAGGAAGAGGAAACUGGGGAAGACAACAGUAAAGCACGUCAGCUGACGAUGCAGAUGAUGCAGAACCCUCAGAUUCUUGCGGCGCUGCAGGAGAGGUUGGACGGGCUCGUGGGAUCUCCCUCGGGGUACAUGGAGAGCUUACCGAAGGUGGUGAAGAGACGCGUUAAUGCCCUUAAGAACCUCCAGGUCAAAUGCGCCCACAUCGAAGCAAAGUUCUACGAAGAAGUGCACGAACUGGAGCGAAAAUACGCCGCUUUGUAUCAGCCCCUCUUCGACAAGCGGAGUGAAAUCGUGAGAGCAGCAUACGAACCCACAGAUGAAGAGUGUGAGUGGAAACAAGAUGAAGAGGAAGAGCUGACAGUAAGUAAGCAGGAGGAAAUGAAGGAAAAGGCCAAAGUGGAGGAAGAGAAGAAAGUGCUCACAGUUUUCAAGAAUGUCGACCUUCUCAGCGAAAUGUUGCAGGAACAUGAUGAACCGAUCCUUAAGCACUUGCAAGACAUUAAAGUCAAGUUCUCAGAUGCAGGCCAGCCAAUGAGUUUCACUUUAGAGUUCCACUUUGAGCCCAAUGAUUUCUUCACAAACACAGUCUUGACAAAGACCUACAAAAUGAGGUCUGAGCCAGACGAGUCGGACCCCUUCUCUUUCGACGGGCCAGAGAUCAUGGGCUGCACAGGGUGCGCGAUCGACUGGGUUAAGGGCAAGAAUGUCACAUUGAAAACCAUUAAGAAGAAACAGAAGCAUAAGGGACGUGGCACAGUAAGGACGGUCACAAAGACGGUCCCCAAUGAUUCAUUCUUCAAUUUCUUCUCUCCACCUGAAGUUCCAGAAGGCGGCGAAAUGGACGAGGACUCGGAGGCCGUGUUAGCAGCAGACUUUGAGAUCGGUCACUUCAUCCGCGAGCGCAUCGUGCCCAGAGCGGUGCUGUACUUCACCGGCGAGGCCAUCGAAGACGACGACGAUGACUAUGAUGAGGAGGGUGAGGAAGCGGAUGACGAGGAGGGUGAAGAGGAGGCUGACGAGGAGAACGAUCCAGACUAUGAGCCCAAGGUGUAGGUGAUGUCUGUAGUAACCCUGCCCUGAAGGAUGCCAAGCCUCCAGAGGAGUGCAAACAGCAGUGAUGGUGUCGCCGCCACCUUCAGGAUCCCCUACACUGUAACGGCUUCAAACAAACAUAGUUACUUACCGCCUUACAAUGUUUUGUAUUUUUCUUGGUAGAAAUUAAAUGAAAAAUAAAGGGUUUCAAGAUUUUUGUUACAAAAAAAAGAAGAAAAAAACAACUCUAUCGAGAGCCGUGGCUCAUGACGCAUAGUAUUUUACUAGACCGGUUUCUUGCGUUUUCCCCUUUCCUCUGUAAAAAUAGUUAGAAUGCAGAAAACCCCUCGAAGCAUGACACUCGUUUCUUCACCGCUAAACUAGUUGGGUUCUCGUCAAGUCUUUUGUAUUGCUCUUAGACAACAGCUGUGGAAAGACGGUUUACAGGAGUAUUCCCGAGCGACAGGUGCUCGUUCAUUCGGUUAACAUUCCACAAAAACCUCACACUUUUUGGUUUCGGAGGCUGUUUAAAGCUUGGUGGUGACUGAUGUACAUUCCACAUCCAUUCAGUCCACGCUCCGCUGCAUGACUCGUUUCUUUUCUGUGAGCACUUUGUAUUUGUGUCAUGUAUCUGUAGCGUUUUAUUUUCCCCCCCGUCGAUUCGACCAAUGCUUAACUUUCACCUGGCUUGCCGUUCUUCAGGUGGGUUCUCUGCUCCGCGCAUCCCGGAAUGCACUUACAACAAUCCAAGCGACCUCAUUGGAGGAUUAGACUUUGAACAUGAGAACCUGAUUGGAGGAGCCAGUUUAGUUAGUCUCUGAUUGGCUGGUUUCUGAGCUCGGCCCUUUGUGAUGUUUGUGGUGUUUGGCAGGCCUAUCACUGUGAAGGGGUGUGUCUUACUGUGUGUGUGUGUGUGUGUUCGUUCAGAGGAAGGUCUUCGUCUCCUCUCACUCGUAGCGCAGCCCAGCAGGUCUGAAGCAGAUAGAGCAAUAUUUUCACCCAGAAUCCCAAACACCGCAGUGUCCCGUGUCUGUGCUCGAGUGUGGAGCAGGGCGUUCGGGUCGUCACUCAGUUAGUUGUGUCUGAGCGGUUGAAGCAGCAGGGGUCUUUCUGGUUCCCCUCAGCAGCUGUUGUCAAAGCAAAAUGCCAUGCUACAAAAUACUAAUGUACUCAAUAACUGUACGUGGAUGUAUAUUCAUGAAAAAUAAAUUGGUAAAAUGUG